GAAGCAACACGGCUCAAAUACAGGCUGCUUGCACAACUUGCAGCAAUUCUAGGGAACAGGAUUCUAAUACACAGGGCUGUUGACUUGAAUGAAGCAGGCAACAGUUAGUGUGAUCUUUGGAGUUUUAAUCGUGGGUAGGGAGCCUCCUCAGAGUGUUGGAUCUUCCUCGUCAUUAAUAUCAUCAACAUGAUAAUAAGCAUCGCUCUGAUCUGGGCAGUAGUGGUGGGAUUGUGCUGCCUUCUGUGGCUUGCUGUGGGCAUACGGCGCAGGCAGCCCGGUGAGCCUGUGGUGGAGAACGGCUUCAUCCCCUACCUGGGCUGUGCUCUGCAGUUCGGGGCAAACCCUCUUCAGUUCCUCCGUAGCCGCCAGAAGAAAUAUGGUCAUAUUUUCACCUGCAAGAUCGCGGGCCAGUACAUUCACUUCCUGUGUGACCCCUUCUCUUACCAUUCAGUCAUCAGACAGGGAAGACACUUGGAUUGGAGGAAGUUCCACUUUGCAACAUCUGUGAAGGUGUUCGGCCACGACAGCUUUGAUCCUCGCCAUGGCCACACCACAGAGAACCUUCACCAAACCUUUUUGAAGACCCUGCAGGGGGAGGCUCUGCCCUCUCUGAUAGAGAGUAUGAUGGGCCACCUCCAGGACGUCAUGUUGAAGUCGGACAAACUCAGCCCCAGCAAGGACCACUGGGAUGUGGAUGGCAUUUUUGCUUUCUGCUACAAGGUGAUGUUUGAGUCGGGCUACCUGACCCUGUUUGGUAAAGAGCUGGGAGAAGACAAGAUUCAGGCUAAGCAGGAAGCUCAGAAAGCCUUGGUACUCAAUGCUUUGGAAAACUUCAAAGAAUUUGACAAGAUCUUCCCUGCGUUGGUGGCAGGCCUACCUAUCCAUGUGUUUAAGAGCGCCCACAAUGCCAGAGAGAAACUAGCAAAGACCAUGCAUGCUGAAAACCUGUCCAAGAGGGAGAAUGUGUCUGAUCUGAUCUCUAUGAGGAUGAUCCUGAAUGAUUCCUUGUCUACCUUCAAUGACGUGAGCAAGUCUAGGACCCAUGUGGCUCUGCUCUGGGCUUCUCAGGCUAACACAUUGCCUGCCACCUUCUGGAGUCUCUUUUAUUUGAUCAGGAGUCCAGAUGCUAUGAAGGCAGCUCGUGAGGAAGUGCUGAAAAUUCUGGAGGAUUCAGGUCUGACGGUUGACCCUAGCAACCCAACACUCAACCUGACCCGGGACCAGCUGGACAACAUGCCUGUUCUGGACAGCAUCAUAAAAGAAGCCAUGCGUCUUUCCAGUGCUUCAAUGAACGUCCGUGUUGCCAAGGAGGACUUCUUGCUUCACCUUGACAACCAAGAGGCAUACCGCAUCAGGAAAGAUGAUGUGAUCGCUUUAUAUCCACCCAUGUUGCACUUUGACCCAGACAUCUAUGAGGAUCCCUAUGAGUUCAAGUUUGAUCGUUUUCUGGAUGAGAAGGGUCAGGAGAAAGUGAACUUUUCGCGCAAUGGCCGGCGACUGCGUUACUUCAACAUGCCCUUCGGCUCCGGGGUCACCAAAUGCCCUGGCAGAUUUUUUGCUGUGUAUGAGAUCAAACAGUUCCUGACUCUGGUGCUGUCCUACUUUGACAUGGAACUGUUGGACCCUGCUACCCAAGUCCCGCCUCUUGACCAAUCACGAGCUGGUCUGGGAAUCCUGCAGCCUACCUACGAUGUGGACUUCAGAUACAAGCUUAGGUCCACCUGCUAGGCUCUUUGUUCAGGCAGAGUGAUUUAAGAACAUAGUGUACAUAAUGUAUAUUUAACAGUGUUAAUGAAGAUGUCUUUAUGUAUAUGUAAAUAGAUUGAAUGAUAUAUUGUUUAUGCAUUUUUUUGCCACUGUAGGACAUAUAUUCUGCACAUAUGGAUGAAUCCCAUAAUAUUACACAAGUAUAAAUGGGUGAAACACUGGUGACUGGAAGUUCCCUUUCUACACUUUUGAUAUAUUUUCACUUCUCAUGCCGUAGGAUGGUCUAUCACAGCAGCAUUCUGCAGUGAACCAAGUCUUCAUUACCGCUUUGGCUCAUCUAUUCUGCCACAGUGCUUUUCAUUCACAAAUUGCUGACUAGACUCUUCUCAUUUGAUCAAUGAAUGCAUAUUACUGUAAUCAGUAUCAUUUACUAACCUCACCUUGAAGUAGAAGAUUGAGCUUCCAUCACCUUGGAGUUUGCCCUCUCAGGUUGUCUCAGUCUCAAUGCUGUCACAAAAGAGCUGAGUGUUGCUCAACACAGACCUUCAUAUGUCGCCGUCAUCCACCCUCUGAGUAUAAUUACUGUAAGGCCUGUUGCUCAAUAUUAAGAUACGCUGUGGUUUGCUUGAUAAGGAGAAAUUAGCAUACUGCAUUUCUCAAGUAGCCAGCUGAAAGUGGUGACAAGCCAAAAAACUGAAAGGAAAUUACAGUUGUAAUGAAUGUGCAUGCACAAAGUGAAGAAAUCAGAACAUUGACAUAUGUGCUGCAUAGCUGUCUGUAAAAUGUCUAUAAUUAAAGAAUUUGUCAGUGUUGAACCAACAAGUAUGUCCAAUUUCAAA
This is a messenger RNA of Trematomus bernacchii (emerald rockcod), 2546 nucleotides long. RefSeq names its product cytochrome P450 7A1 (gene cyp7a1). The transcript has 8 exons. The record is from RefSeq and is a predicted model, not a curated record. Bases 187 to 1728 code for a protein of 513 amino acids. Lineage: Eukaryota; Metazoa; Chordata; Actinopteri; Perciformes; Nototheniidae. Gene Ontology annotation, molecular function: cholesterol 7-alpha-monooxygenase activity; heme binding; iron ion binding. Gene Ontology annotation, biological process: cholesterol homeostasis; cellular response to glucose stimulus; cholesterol catabolic process.